AUGGCUGGGUGCAGCACGGUGGCCGGGUGCGCAGGUGUGUACUUGUGCUUCCGGGCAAGUUCAACGCACGCAAGGUGGACAGCAGGCUUCCUCUUGUGGACCUGGAUUCUGGGGCUGGUCCAGACGGAUGGAAUCCAGAACAUCCAGUUCCUCGUGGGACCUGGACGAGAGGAUCCCCGGUUCAGGCUGACCAAGCUGAGCAAUGACAUUUUGCGGCCCAUACAGGAAGUUUGGCUCAUUCUGCUUUCCGUGCAACGCCUAAACUCGUUGCAGAGCUCUGCCGAGUACGAGUUCAUCCCCAACUUGAGAAGGGUGUUUUGGGCAGUCGGCCUUGUGUACAUUCUGGGCCAGGUUGUGGGCAUGGCUGUGGCGCUCACAAUGCCUUUGCCUACACCUAUGAGCCGAGGUGUCGACUUUUUGCAGGAUGCGAUUUUCUGUGGCUUUGUUUGGCUUUGCGCGCGGAUUCUGAUGGCCUAUGUGCAGGUUUUGAGGCACCUCAAAGAGGCAGACGCAGAGGCCACAGGCCUGGGACAGCGCGCGUCGGCGGCAGCAGAGGCUGUGAGGCGCGCGCAGCGGGCCAUGCGCAAAGAGACCUGGGGCCUCGCGCUCGCCUUUGCCAGCACCUUUGGCGCCUACUGCCUCGCCCGGGUGCUGAUCAACUUCAACCGUUUCGGUGAGCUGCCCUACAUUCUCAUGGUGGUGCUGCUGGGCAACACCUUGGGCUCUUGGUUUCUGUCCAACGCCCACAAGCUGCCAAGAGGAGCCAGAGCAGAGGUGAAGCCGAGCAAGUCGAAACUGCCAACUCGCAAGGCUGUCAAGAGAUCGCGAACGGUGCCCCAGAAGUCGGAUGACGUGGAUGCGUGGCACCAGAAGGUCAAGGAGCUCUCGGUGAGGGGCAUCACUGCGCAGGCCUUGCUCCAAUUCUACCAAGAUCUUGGGCGCACCAUGCCACACUACAGGCCUCAGGUCCAUACGACCCUGGAUGUGGUUCGGCAAGCCAUCAUUCCGGCGACCCAGGUACGGAGCUGUGCAUUUUCGUGCAUCGUCAGUGAGCCUCGGUUUCCCGACAAAAUGGUGACACACUCCUGGCAAAACCUGUUCCGCGACUUGGUGGCUGCCGUGAUCGCUGAUGCCGUUGGCGAGAACAGCUUCGAAAUGGUGGCAAAUCUGCUGGAGCACGAUGCAUACAUCUUGGGGAGGUUGAUGAAGCAGCGGCACACUGCUAAUCGGGUGUAUUGGAUCUGUGCCUUCGCGGUGAACCAGCAUUCAGCCAUCUGCGAGAACCACGAUGGCGAUUGUGAUUCCUUGACUGGACAGGUCCAUCCUCGCUGCCGCUGCAGCCAUCCGAAGAUCUUCAGCAACACGCCGCCGCUCUUGCAGGUGAACAAUCAGAGCAUCUACUGCGAGAUGAACAAGUUUGACGACAUGAUGGCCAUGGUGGCAGCAAACAAGCCGAGUUUCUCGCAGGUGGUUGCUGUGGACUCAAGGUUCAUUCUCUUCCGCAGGGCAUGGUGUGUUGCAGAAAUCGUCGAGGCAGAUUCAGCUGGCCUGAAGCAGCACGUACAGGUUCAUUCCAGGAAAGUCUUGAAAGACAAUGAGGAGAGUCUGCGUACGCUGAAGGUGGAGGACAUGACGGCUUCCAAUGCAGAAGAUGUAGACUUUAUCCUGAACAGGAUCAGCGACAAGCGCGUAUUCAACAAGAGGCUCCAACAGCUGAUUUUUGAUGAUCAUGGGCUUUUGAGCAACUGGCACCAGUUGGACACCCUUCAUCAGAUGCACGAGAUUGGAAACCUUCUGAAGUGGAUGAUGGCUGACGGCGGACUGGGCCUUAUUUGGAAAUACUGGGGGCCGAAGUCGCGCAGGGCUCGAGGGCCGAACUGCGCCGCCAUGGCCGCCGAAAGCGAGUCCUCAACGACGCCUCCGGUCCUGCAGGAGGGGCUACAUGAUCGCGCUCCGAGCCGGGACUUGGCAGAGGAGGAGGAGGUUGCACUUGACCGUUCGUGGACCCGUGUAGAGCGGCCCACUGCAGGUGAGGUCCCGGAGCCUGAAGUUGAGGCCACAGGUUAUGGAUCGUUGCGAGCACGCUUCAGCUUCCGCUUCAGGUCCUUUCGGCGCCUGGCUAGCCUGCAUGAGCCGCGACCUCCGGCUGGCACAGCGGAUGAGAAAGAAGCGAGCGCCGAGGGGCAGGAAGAUACGUUCUCGCCGAUGAAGCUUCUUCUGUAUUCCCUCUGCUUCCUCGCCGGCGCGACCGUUCCUGUGCUGCUGGUGAACAUCGUGAAGGUUCUUUUCCGAACGGUCUUGGAGGUGGGUGGAUGGGCAGCCUGCGCCAUUACUGCCAUGGUUGCGCUGAUGCUGCCCCCGGCGCCGAAGAGGACACCGAUGAAGCUGGCUUACCCUUUGGCGGCCGGCUUUGGGUGGUUUGCAGCCUUUUUCGUCAGCAUCACGCCGCACAUAUGGAGUGCUAUCGUGGUUCCAUGUGGUCUGGCCUACGCCUACUUUGUGCAUGCAGAGGAGGAGUCUGUCUCCUGGUGGUGGACCCGUGAAGAUGCAGUCCGUAUCCUGAGUGUCCUCGAGAACGUGACGGAGUUUAAUGUUGUGCGUGCGGCUGUCGGCAGCACUGCCAAAGUCUUGAUGGGUGGCUUCGCGCAGAUGUGGAUGGCUUCGAAGGUCUUGAAUGUCGUGGGCGAGGUGCUGCGAGGCGGUGCAGCGCGCGGCCUCUGCACCCUCAGUGCACUGUCAGGCAUGGUCGCAGCUUGCUUCCUGCACACGUGGUGGCUCAACACCACCAGCCUGGCUCAGGCCUUCGAUCCCCCGACAUCCAUCGCCCUGAUCCUCGGCUUGUUCCACUGGUUGGUGAGCAAGUUCAUCGCGAACGGGACGAAGAUGGGCAAGACCAUCUUGAUAGGCCACGUGCUCGCCAUGACGGGCCUGUUCAUGGACUCCUACUACAAGGGACAGAUGUCUGGUGCAUCGCUCUUUGCUUCGGUGUGCUUUUUCUCCAUCCUGGCCGCCUGUAAGACAAUGGAGGAGCUUCGAGCGCGGUGGAAGCCAGACUUCUAG
Messenger RNA from Symbiodinium sp. CCMP2592, 3060 nucleotides. NCBI's taxonomy places the organism in Eukaryota, Dinophyceae, Suessiales, Symbiodiniaceae. The record is from the annotation of a GenBank genome assembly.